Penicillium macrosclerotiorum is the source of this 798-nucleotide messenger RNA. RefSeq lists its product as uncharacterized. The transcript has a single exon. The record is from RefSeq and is a predicted model, not a curated record. Lineage: Eukaryota; Fungi; Ascomycota; Eurotiomycetes; Eurotiales; Aspergillaceae. Bases 1 to 798 code for a protein of 265 amino acids.
AUGAUCAUGGGCGGCACCGACAAGAGUCCCGACCAGGGAACUAUACAACCAUUCGGAAUAGUUUUCACCGACAAAAAGCUUCCAGACAUACUGGCAACAUGUGUGACCUGCUUCGACUACGCCAUACAAGCCGAGCCCGAUAGCCGGGUAAGACUAUCUCUCAAUGUCCUUCGACUUCGACUCACACGAUGGGGCGAAGCAUCGGAGAUUUAUAAGAAACCCGCGUCCUGGGAGCACGACGCCCACCCCGAUGAUCUGGACGAGGUGAGGCAGUCUUUGCUGAAUAUGAUAAGCCUAUUCGAAACCAAAGCCGAAGAACAAGAAAAAGAUGAAGAUGAAGAUGAAGAUGAAGGAGAGGAUCCGGCCUUAGCUCCGACAGAUUUGGUUGUGAACGACACAAGUGGCCCAGCAAAGCUAUUGCAAGAAACACUCUGCAAAAUCGCUGCUGAAAGAUCUCAGCAGGGCACCAAGUUGAUUGACCCCAAAUACAUGGAAUGCAGCUGGUGGUCCAAUGCACGAUUAAAGCGCGCGGCGAGUUUCAUCGACAUCCUGGAAAGCAUGUUUGGCUCUCGGCGCCUCAAAGAACUCUGUGCAAACGAUCUCCUCCGGAUUGAAGACGAAGUAGCCCUCGCGCUUCUGAAACUCAUUGCAACCGACCUGGAUCCCUGGAUGGUGAGAGCGUGGGCACCCAACAAUCACUUCCGAAGUCUCGCAUUUAACCUCAGUUACCAGCUAGGUAGAAAUGCGAGCUACGCUUCCGGCCUCGGAUUUUCCGAUCACUGGCAUUCAUCGUGCUGA